Ricinus communis (castor bean) is the source of this 1052-nucleotide messenger RNA. Its product is annotated as vacuolar protein sorting-associated protein 2 homolog 1. The transcript is spliced from 5 exons. The record is from RefSeq and is a predicted model, not a curated record. Lineage: Eukaryota; Viridiplantae; Streptophyta; Magnoliopsida; Malpighiales; Euphorbiaceae. The coding region runs from base 194 to 865 and encodes 223 amino acids. Gene Ontology annotation, cellular component: ESCRT III complex; multivesicular body. Gene Ontology annotation, biological process: endosome transport via multivesicular body sorting pathway; protein transport; late endosome to vacuole transport.
UUAACCACUACCGCGUAAUGAAAAGGCAGCUGGACUGGUAUUCGCUUUUCGACGAUCAAAAUCGCAACCUCAUUAAGCAAUCUCCCAAUAUAAUUCUAAUCACACACGCGAUCAUCAUCAGAUCCGAUCAACUUACCUCCGAUUACUGAACAAGUUUUUACUAUCCAAAUUUAUACAUCCGCAAACCCGAAGCAUGAGUUUCCUUUUCGGCAAGAGAAAAACUCCCGCAGAACUUCUGAGGGAAAAUAAGAGGAUGCUGGACAAAUCAAUAAGAGAGAUAGAGAGGGAGAGACAAGGCUUACAGACUCAAGAAAAGAAACUUAUUGCUGAGAUUAAGAAAAGUGCUAAGCAAGGCCAAAUGGGAGCUGUAAAAGUAAUGGCAAAGGACCUUAUUAGAACAAGACAUCAGAUUGAGAAAUUCUAUAAGCUUAAGUCACAGCUCCAGGGUGUUUCUCUUAGAAUACAGACGCUGAAAUCAACACAAGCAAUGGGCGAGGCAAUGAAAGGAGUGACAAAGGCAAUGGGCCAAAUGAAUAGGCAAAUGAACUUGCCAUCACUGCAGAAAAUCAUGCAAGAGUUCGAGAGGCAGAAUGAGAAGAUGGAAAUGGUGACUGAGGUCAUGGGAGAUGCUAUUGAUGAUGCUUUGGAAGGGGAUGAGGAAGAGGAAGAAACAGAAGAGCUAGUUAGCCAAGUUCUUGACGAAAUUGGAAUUGACAUCAAUCAAGAGCUUGUGAAUGCACCAUCAUCUGCUGUAGCUGCACCAGCUGCAAAGGGUAAGGUUGCACAAGCGGAAGCAACUGGGACUGAUGAUAGUGGGAUAGAUAGCGACUUACAGGCAAGGUUAGACAAUCUAAGAAGGAUGUAGUCUUUAUCAUUUACACUUGUAAAAUAUUAUCUACUCUGAACAUAUAUCAUUUGGGCCGUGUAAUUUCGAUAAAAUAGUGCCAGGAGUUAUUAACUCUCGGUUUCGGGGGAAAUGGAGAUUCCAUGAAUUAUUUAUCUAGAUAUUCGUACACUAUCUAUAAUGAGAGUUGUUUUUUUUUUUCUUUUUC